Messenger RNA from Condylura cristata (star-nosed mole), 5613 nucleotides. It is a transcript of the gene SAMD8, whose product is annotated as sterile alpha motif domain containing 8. Lineage: Eukaryota; Metazoa; Chordata; Mammalia; Eulipotyphla; Talpidae. Gene Ontology annotation, biological process: ceramide biosynthetic process. Gene Ontology annotation, molecular function: ceramide cholinephosphotransferase activity; sphingomyelin synthase activity; protein binding. The coding region runs from base 34 to 1467 and encodes 477 amino acids. The record is from RefSeq and is a predicted model, not a curated record. Gene Ontology annotation, cellular component: endoplasmic reticulum membrane; Golgi membrane. The transcript has 6 exons.
CGGGUGGCGCGGCUGAGAACGCAGUGGGGAGCGAUGCCUGCGCGAAGCCGCCACCGCCCCCGCCUCCAUUCUGGCUCCCCACCCCGGGCGCCGCCCCCGCCACUCGAGGCGCUUCACUCCGGGGAGGCCCGGAGGGCCCUCGACUCCGACGGCUCGGACGCCGACUCGGAGGGGUGUCCGGGUAGCCCAACUCGGACAGCGGAGAGUGUGGAAGAGGAAAUGGCUGGUCCUAAUCAGCUCUGCAUUCGCCGAUGGACCACCAAGCAUGUAGCUGUUUGGCUGAAAGAUGAAGGCUUUUUUGAAUAUGUGGAUAUUUUAUGCAAUAAGCACCGACUUGAUGGAAUCACAUUGCUAACAUUGACUGAAUAUGAUCUCCGGUCUCCUCCUUUGGAAAUAAAAGUCUUAGGGGACAUUAAAAGGUUAAUGCUGUCAAUCCGAAAAUUGCAGAAAAUACAUAUUGAUGUUUUAGAAGAGAUGGGAUACAGCAGCGACAGCCCCAUGGGUUCCAUGACUCCAUUCAUCAGUGCUCUUCAGAGUGCAGAAUGGCUGUGUAAUGGGGAACCUUCACAUGACUGUGAUGGACCCAUCACUGAUUUGAAUUCUGAUCAGUACCAGUACAUGAAUGGUAAAAACAAACAUUCUAUUCGCAGAUUGGACCCAGAGUAUUGGAAGACCAUACUCAGUUGUAUAUAUGUUUUUAUAGUAUUCGGGUUUACAUCUUUCAUUAUGGUUAUAGUCCAUGAACGAGUGCCUGACAUGCAGACCUAUCCACCACUCCCAGAUAUAUUCUUAGACAGUGUUCCACGAAUCCCAUGGGCCUUUGCCAUGACAGAAGUAUGUGGUAUGAUUCUGUGCUACAUUUGGCUCCUGGUUCUUCUUCUUCACAAGCACAGGUCAAUUCUUCUGCGAAGGCUCUGUAGUCUGAUGGGCACUGUAUUCUUGCUUCGCUGCUUUACCAUGUUUGUGACUUCCCUCUCCGUACCAGGACAGCAUCUACAGUGUACUGGAAAGAUAUAUGGCAGUGUAUGGGAGAAACUACACCGGGCCUUUGCCAUUUGGAGUGGCUUUGGUAUGACUCUAACUGGUGUUCACACUUGUGGAGAUUACAUGUUCAGUGGUCACACGGUUGUCCUAACUAUGCUGAAUUUCUUUGUCACUGAAUAUACACCAAGAAGCUGGAAUUUCUUGCACACUUUAUCCUGGGUUCUCAACCUCUUUGGAAUCUUCUUCAUUUUAGCUGCCCAUGAACAUUAUUCCAUUGAUGUGUUUAUUGCCUUUUAUAUCACUACAAGACUCUUUUUGUACUACCAUACUCUGGCCAAUACCAGAGCAUAUCAGCAAAGUAGGAGAGCAAGGAUUUGGUUUCCUAUGUUUUCUUUUUUUGAAUGCAAUGUUAAUGGUACAGUACCUAAUGAAUAUUGUUGGCCAUUUUCAAAGCCAGCAAUAAUGAAAAGACUGAUUGGAUGAAGAACAUCUUUGUGUAAUGCAUUCAUGAUUAAAUAUACAGUAGCUGUUGAAAAUGAAUAACUUUGCUUUCUCCCUCUAGAUUGUUCCUGGAUGCCUUGCUUGCUGUGUUACAUGUUGACAAAGUAAAGUUUCCUGUUAUGAGCAAGGCUGUGAUUACAGAAAGCAAGGAAGAACAAUCAAGAGUCCUUAUAUUAUCUGUUUAAAAAGAAAGCUUAAGUGGAUGUUUUCUGCCCCUUCUCUUUAGGCAGACUUAAUGUUGUGGUUGAAGUUGGCUUGUUAUCCUUAUGUGUUGAGUAUUUGCUUAUUGAACUUAAGCAAAUUAACUUAAGCAAUUUGCUGGCUAAAGGACUUUUUUUUCUAGUAGGAUUCUGGUCAAGAAAUAAUUUUUGAAACUGGUUAUCUUCAUAAGAAAAGCCCCAACCAAUUGAGUAGUAGUUGUGCUCACUUGAACUAAUUUUUGUGUCUUUUUUAAAAGUGCAUUUCUUAAAACCAUUUUUAAGAAUAUGAACCAUUUUUUUUUUAAAAAAGCAUACUGAACAUAUUAGGAUGACUGGAACUAGAAGAGAAUGUAAGGAAUCACCCUGUGUUGAUAAAGUACUCAUGAUGAAGCCACAGGCAUCCUUAUAAUACAAAUACAAAGCUGGCAUUUUUAACCAAAGAUGUGGGAAAAAGAUUGGAGUUCCUAUUUUUUCUCAGUGCUCAGUAUAACUAUCAGUAAAUAUUCACGAGGGAAAAAUGGUUGCAUCCCCAAAACUAAAAUUGGCUUGAUUUUAGUUAUAUACGUACCCGGAAUAAUUUGUCCUAUAGUUGUUAGGUGACAUCCCAGUUUUAGCUUCUUUAAUGCUGUGAUCUAGUGAGCAAAAUAGUGGAGUAUUUUACUAGAUGUUAAAGUUCUUACAUCUACGUCUUUAUAAAUAGGGAGUCAUGCAUGCAAAGGAUAUUUUUUUCUUCUGAAAAGAAAUUUAUAAAUUUAUAAGGUUGCAAGUGUAAUACAAUGUUUUUGCUUUGGAAAUUUCUCAUUCUUGACCAUCAGAAGUAAGCCAUCUCAGACAUACUUGGAUUAAAAAAAUAUUUCAUUGUUUUUAAAUACAAUUGUGUACAUACAUUCUUUCUAUUUAGUCUGAAUUUGGCAGUCAGAAGGUAAUAUAACUUAAUUGCUGUUUAUAACACUAGACAUUUAGUACCUUAAGUAAUAUGACCUCUGUGAUAACAGUCACUUUACUUUUAAGGGUUUUGUAUAGUAGUUAUGAUAGUAGGAUGGCUAUGGAAUUGGACUGAGAAUCCCAACUGAUAUCUACUUGGAAUGUUAAUUGUGUAGUUUUUGCAUUCCACUUUAAAACAAGGAACCUAGAAUAAGUUUGGCAUAUUAAGGUCUGAGAUCAGGCCACUCAGACAGAAUCUUGCUUUCUAUGUGGGUGAAAUUUUUUAAUUUUGCACUUUGGGUAAUUUUCCCAACUCUGUAAACUACAGAGGGAUGAAUGGAUUGGCAAAAAAGGAAUAUUACACAAACACAUUUUAGCAAGUGCUAAAUGAUCUCAAUUUUGGUUCAACAUUGAUUUUUAUUUCUUUUUUGAGAAGUGGUAGAAGGCAAUUCAAGGUAUGCCUUUAAAUCAUAUACUUCAGAAUCUUGUAUCUUAAAUUGUAGAUUCUGUGACAUUCUAGGAAUAAAAAUGCAAACUGAAGAAACUACAUAAUCAUGAAGAGUGAAGAAUGCUUUUCUCUUCACUUAGACUAAUUUGACCCUUGUGAUCAAAAGAUGUGUUACUGCCAAUUUUCCUAAAUGACAGCAAAUAAUCUAAUUUACUAGAUUGAGAUUUUUGGGGGGAAGUGUUUGGAAAAAAAAUCUGUGGCAACAUUAAUUCAAGAAUGUUAAAUAGUUAAUGGUAAAUUUCUGAAAAGUCCAUCUUAUUUCCUUCUAGUGGAUUCUAUUCUAGAAUAAAUUUUUAAAAAAAAGCUUUGCAGAGCUAUUGAGAUUGCAUAACAGCAGAUGGUAGUCAGGAUUGUUAAAAAAAAAAAAAAACCACUGCUUUAUCUUUGUAGAAAAGCUAGAUUUAUAAUUUAUUGUUUUAACUGUUAUAAGGCAGUGUUUACAUCAAUUAUCUUCAAGUCUCGGAAUAGCUUUAGACUUUUUUAAAAUAUUAAGCCUGUAUUUUAGUUGAUUUUUUUUUUUAAUUGUCCAGAAAUUUCCAGAUUUUGUCUUUGUGGCUUUUGGUUGUUUUAAAAUUUAAACCACAGUCGAGGUAGCAUUUAAAAUUUACACUUGGAAGGUGAAUAUGGCAGAGAAGCUACAUGCCUUAGAUCUAAAUAUAUUUUGCUUUGUAUUAGGUUCUACGGUUUCAUACUUGAGCAGCAUGCAUCAUUAACAUUGAGCCCUUAGUAUAGAAGUAACCAAGUAACUUUGGUUUGGAAUGCAAACUGGUGGUUUUAUUGAAUGUCCUUAAUUCAAAGCCAUAGAAAAGAAAACUUUUUCUGUGUUUCUGGGGACAGUGUUGCCUUUUUGUUUUGUUUCUUUUUAAAGUUCUACAAGGCAGUGUUACUCAAGGGUAAUUGAAGUUUGUAAGGGAUAAAAGAUUUUGAAGAAAGUAAGAUUUCUGUUAACACCAGCAUUUUGGGGAGAAAUAGUUUUUGGCUAUGUUACAAAAUUCUCAAUGUAGGUAUUACCUCCAGUCCUCUGUGGCCAAAAUUGUUAGGGUAAAAGAACAACUCCAUAUGCUGGUUUUUUUUUUAUUUGUGUCCUUUUAAAUCAGAAAACAAUGUUUAGUCUUUCAGAUAGUCAAUUAAGUAAGUGGGGACUGUUGACAAUGGAAGAGACCCAUUGAGUUGAGAGACCUGCUGAUCAGUGAGUGUAACUCUUGACACUGCAUUCUUUUGUAUCCUAUACAUGCCUGAGGGUGUUCCUUAGAAUUCUAAAAAUCUUCUAACUUAUAGAUUGAGAACAGAGUUUCCAAAUCUUUUUUGCUUUAAAGCUAUCUCUUUGUAAAGUGUUACUCAUGUAUUCAAAGUCAUUCAUAACACUAACCUGCUUUGACUGUAGUCAGCAAAAGGCAAUUUCAUCAUUAAUUGUAUAUGAACUCUUCAGGAUUCUAGUUCUAAAAUACUUGAGAAUAACCAUGUUUUUAUUUAAACACUGUUCUAAUAAAUUUAACCCUUUUAUAGCCUCUUUUUAAACUUAAGUUAUCCUUUUUUAAAAAUAAUUACAAUAUUCAUUUGUCAGUUCUUUAAGAUAUUCAGGCAUUUGAGAUAAGAAAACUUUUUUAGAAUAGUCCAUUUACUUAAACUAUUAGUUUCGUUUAUAUAGUUUCAAAGUCAAAAAAGCAUGUCACUAUGCCAAUUUUACUUGACAGUUUGUAAAAAAUUUAGCCCAGAUUGUCCCUUAUACCUCUGUAGAGAAGAAGUUAAUAAAAUCAAAAGUCAGAAGCUUUGGGUGACCAAUAAGAAAAGAAAGAGGUUGAGAUUGUUUUUUUUCCUUUAUCUCUGUCUUUAAGUGGCUUUGAAUGACUGAAAUUACUAUGGAAGUAGAUUUUGGUCCCUCUUACCCCCAAGAGUUGGCACCAAUUUAAAGUAACUAAAAUGUGGUAGGUUACUCUGCAUCAAGUUUAAUAAAAAAAAUCUAUGAAAUUUAUAAGCCAUAUUUCAGCAAUGAAAAAGUUGGCUUUUAGAAUAUGUUCUACCCUAAAUUAACCAAAGGAUUUUUCUAUUCAGUGUAGUCUGUUUAAACAUAGGGAGCUUUGUACCUCAUAGGGACACAGAAAGAAGAUUGUUCAUUGUUCUUCCAGGCCUGUUUCAGUCUGAACUACUGGGUUGUCUGAGCAUAGCCAAAUGAUGUUACCAGUCAGUAAUAUCAUAUUAAAAAUGCCUAAUUUUAAGUUAUUAAAUAAGAACGUCUAUAGAUUGUUAGGACAUUUCUUGUGUUCCUGACAUGGAACAAAGGAAGAACUGGUACUCUACUGUGGGAAGCAAAAUUUAUCUUGGAUUAAAGUGGGCAUGUUUUGUUCUAUGAAUUCUACCUAAAUGUCACCCUAUCCACAGAGAAACUAGAAUUACUUGAAGAUGUGAAAGAAAGUUCCUGUGGUAGCCAUACCUUAAAGCACAGUAUUGUAUAUAAGUAAAUAUCUUAAUUCUAAAUUAAAAUCCAGAUUUAACUAA